AUGUCGAGUGCUGCCCGGCUGGUGUGGGCGGGGGUGCUGCUGAGCCUGGCGACGGCGGCAGCGGGCAUCAAAUGCUGGCAGUGCGGCCAGUACAGCGACGGCGUUGGCUCCAUCACGCCUUGUAACAACCGCAGCGCCGCGCGGCUCAACCAGUGCCCGCCCGACGCCAAGUACUGCAUUAAAUACGUAAGCGAGUUGACUGUGGUGCGGGACUGCGUGCCGACCUGCAGCGAAAAAGAGUGGUGGGGCGCGCGCACUUUCUGCUGCGAGACGGACGAGUGCAAUGGCGCCUUCACACCGAGCCCGGCCGCCGUCGUCGUCGCUACGUUCGCGCUCGCGCUCGUCCUCGCGCGCUGACCGCGUUAGCCAUACCCAUGUUACGCGCGUGUUGGAGGGUCUUAAAUGUUAAAUGUACGUGCUAGAACGCAUUAGAUCGUUGGCAAGGGACAACCAGACAAUAAAGAUCACAAUAUGGUUUAUAUUUAUUUCAUUUUAUCAUUUAGCUCUAACAUUUUUGUUUAGAUAAGAAGUUAUGAAAAAAAAUCUACAAACUAAACAAAAUUUACCGGUUUAAAAAUAACUUUCUACAGAACUGGACUAGACUUUUAGAGCUGCUAAUUUAUAUUCGUUUAAAUAUUUGAACUUGAAGAUUACUCACGACAUUUAUAUUUUUUUUAUGUGCUUGUAAAGCAGAAUUUGGUUUAAAAGCAAUAAAACCACACAAGGUUUUAACUAAUGAAUAUUAACACAGUUGAUAAACCAAACUGUUAACUUACGCGUAAAUCAUAAGUAAUACAUGUUAUAAUGCCCUAAUUUAGGGACCAGUUAAAACUGAAUCGUUUGAAUAACCCCGAUAUUGCGAUAUUUAUUGACCUGAACUUGCCAAUAGACGAUUAACGUCUAACUUUAAUUUCUUUUAUAUUUUCUUUAACAAAAUAUAGAAUAGGACAUAGACCAACAAUACUUUUCAAAUUUAGAAUAGUGCUUAUAUAAAUUAAUUACAAAGAUGAUUAUUGGGUAGAGCUAACGAAGGAUCAUGAAGUAAAAUAAUGUUAUGUAUUUCUCGUAUUCACGAAAUUUCGGAGAAGCGAUCA
Pararge aegeria (speckled wood butterfly) is the source of this 1094-nucleotide messenger RNA. Its product is annotated as ly-6/neurotoxin-like protein 1. The transcript is spliced from 3 exons. The coding region runs from base 1 to 357 and encodes 118 amino acids. The record is from RefSeq and is a predicted model, not a curated record. NCBI's taxonomy places the organism in Eukaryota, Metazoa, Arthropoda, Insecta, Lepidoptera, Nymphalidae.